This is a messenger RNA of Dermacentor andersoni, 4102 nucleotides long. RefSeq lists its product as uncharacterized. Lineage: Eukaryota; Metazoa; Arthropoda; Arachnida; Ixodida; Ixodidae. The record is from RefSeq and is a predicted model, not a curated record.
UCGUUCAGCCAUAGCCAGCUAGCCAGCACUCAAAAAGGUUGAAAGCUAUACUCAAGCGCGGUCGCGCCCUCUGGGUAGCAUCAUCGACAAGUCGAAGCCAAGUCUGCCAAGUCGACCAAGCUGUGCACGCAUACGGAAUAGCCGGACGAGCCACCGGGCGCUUAGGCUGCGCUUGCGUUGGUCAACGUUUAUGGUGACGUAAACUGCACGGUGGACGAUCGCCUUUCUACACCUAGUAACGGCCGUGAGAAGCCGAGUGGCUACUAAAGUGAACACCUGCUGGGAGUUGCCGCCGGAGACGACGUCAGUUCUGCUUUAGCACUAGCCAAGUGCUGCCUGGUCCCAAGUUAUCGCUUUGCCUGCCUACAACCUUUUUUUCAUUUGUUGCAUGCUGCAGUACCUGCAACGGGUCGCAGCAAGCAGGCGCACUAGUGUGAGCGUGUUGGCUUGCAUUACCAAAGAUGGUCUUGGCCCACUGAUACGCCCCGAAUUCAAGUUCACUGCUGAAAGGGGGCAGCACCACAACGGUGCCCGACGGCCAUCCAAGUCAGGCGCAGCAUGCUGAGGCGAUCACCGCCCACCCCCACAGUGAGAGCAGCUGAGGCUGCCCUGCCUUCUGUGAAAUCGGUCACAUCAGAGGCCUCUACUAACGCUGGCAGCGGCCCUUGCAGCUCGGAGGCUAAGGAAGAUCCAUCAACCUCCGGACUAGCGAGGCCAUUACGAUUUCAGGGAAGGCAGAUCAAUGACAGACCAGCUUGUCUGCAUGGAAAGGGGUGCCAGACCACCACCACCACGCCUAACCAGGAUGUGGGCAGUGCAAUGGCCCUCGUGCAUCCUUGCUGUGGGGUGAAAUCAAGAUGUCUAUACACCAAAGGCCAUCUGUCACCAAUAGGAUGGAACAGGACUUCAUGUGACACGGUUUGUGGGGCAAAAUGGCAUCCUCGGACAACAAUGGAGCCACCGCACCGAAGGCAGAGGAGGAGAAGGACCACUCGGUGCUGCAGCGGCCCAUCGUGCUAGGUGUGCAGGGUGUGCGGCAGAUAAUGCAGUGCAUGAGCAGUGGCAGCCGCGAGGUCAAGGACGUGCUACUCAACGAGUGCAGCGUGCUCUUCGAGUGCAAAGUGUGCCGCAGCCUGUUCCGCAGCCUGGCCAACCUGUUGGCUCAUAAGCGCGUCUACUGCACGCAACACUUGUGUGAGGCAAUGCCACUAUGUGCGCUCUCGGCGCCAUCGGAGGAGCCGCCACAGCCGAGCACCACUGCCGAGUUGCAGCUGAUGCCCAUUGUGGGCACCGCGAGCGCUGUGUACCAGCGGGUGCACCAUGAGGGCAAGCAGCCGCAGCAGCCGCAGGACAAGGGACCGUCCUCGAGCCAGGCGACCUCAUCUCGGACGAGCUAUCUGUCGGCGCGCAGUGACUGCGACCUGUCCCGGCUGAUGUGCCUCAACUGCGACACGACGUACACAUCUGUCAAGACGCUCUACUUGCACAUGGUGUCAUUGCACUCGACUACGCGCCGCUACUACCCGUGUCCCUUGUGCCGCGCCAGCUUUGUGCAGAUGUGGGGAGUCACACGCCACCUUGUAAGUGUGCAUGGUCAGACCAAGGAGCAGAUUGUUCAGCUGCGUGACAGCAUCCGUGGUGGUGUCCAGCUGCGCAAGAGCCGACUGCAGCACAUGGUCGACUGCCUGCUGCGUAACAAUGGCACUGCCACGGUCUGCAGCCGGUGCGGACGGCCAGCCACUGCCUGCCCUUGCCACCACCACCGGGCGGACCGACCAGCCAAGGCCCGCCGCAAGGGCGUGCCGCGGCGUAGGCUGCCACUCGUGUCGAACGCAGACAGGACUAGUGGUGCUGCCACCGUCGACAGGACAGUGCAGCAGCAACAGCGCAGUGCCAACAAGCGCAUCUCACCGGCCAUGGAACGCAAGAUCCUGGCCAUCAUUGACUACGACCGGCUAGCAUGCCUGCGGUGCGAGCGGCUCUUCUCAAGCUUCUCGAGCCUUCGCCGGCAUGCGGCCGUGCACUUGGGCUACAGCCGGUACCAGUGCACUCGCUGCAGCUACCAGUCGUACAACCGUGCCGACUGCCGCAGCCAUGUGCAGCGCGUGCACGCGGACGCAGCGCAUGAUGCCGAGCGCAUGAUUGUGCACGUGCCGGGCGAAGAGGAGGGCGGCCACCCAAUGGCUACGCGCUUCCCGCGCCUCGACUCGCUCUCUACACUGGUCACUCGCUCGGGCGCCUACCCCAAGAGGCCACCGCCUCUCGGGCCUCAAAAGUAGCACGCUCGGUUGCUUCGCCUCACGAUGGAGUAGAUUGCGAAACAUUUGCAAGAGCACUUUGGUAGACCACAGAGCUCUGCAAUGAGCAGUUACCUUGCUUCUGUUAUAUUCAUGGCAUAAAUAUCUGUGGUGAAGAAACUACACUGCACACUUUGCGCAAUUUAUGGUUUGUGUGGGGCAUCGUGCAAAACAGUUGUCAGAGGCUCUCUUGGAGCAUGCCUUUGGUGCACAGUGUUGGCAAGAACUGCACUUGUUUUUGUUCGCAGUGCAGUUGCAGGAAGCUUUAGCUGUUCUGUAUUGUGCCCUCUGAAUUCGUUACACCUGUGCCAACAUUAUGUUGGUGGUAUUAGAUCCUUGACAAACAGGAAGGCUGGUAAGAAGCUAGUGUCGUCGUACAGCUAGCAACUUGAGCGUCUCGUGCUUGAUCUGUCUUGUAAUGUUGAAUGGGGAGAUACAUUGCAGAGUGACUGCCACCUUUAUCCACUUUUGGAAUUCUGCUUCCUCACGUCCGCUGGCGAAGCAACCGGAGCGUGCAAACAGAUAGCGUUUUGGAGACCACGGUCCCGGUGAUCACAGUCGUGUGCGAUAUUGCGAGGCCGCGUUGCACUUGGCUCGGCCAAGGACUAUAUUAACAAAGUGGCUGCUUGGGCUGAGGCAUCUUUAAGGCUCUUUAGCGCAUCAGUAACAACACGGACUAAAAAGAAGAUUUAGACCAGCACGUGUCCAUGUUUCUUUUUUGGUCUCCGUUAUUACUGUUGUGCUUUACACACCCUCGAAGACGAUAUGAACGCACAGGCACAAUGCGUGGUUGUGUGCUAGUAUGGGGUUAUGGGCUUGCACGUGCAAAGACAGGACAUUAACGAAAGGCGCAGCUCAGGUGCGAGCCCCCCCAAUGUACACAAAAUAAAAGAAGUGUGAAUUGGUGGAUGACAAGCUGCCAUGGGUAUUACUCUACAGAGUAAUAAAAUCGGGCCGCUCAGUUAACCCCUUUCUUGUUCUACGGAGUGGUGUGUCAUCGCACGGUGAAGAUGAGAGUGUGACACUACCACUAGUCGCCUACAAGUUGGUGACGUCAGCAAGCAAGGUUCUGACCAGGGAAGUUGGCUAUUGUGGCUUUGGACACUUAUGGCCAGAUCUGCUGUCAAAAUAGCUCAAUGGCAACAUUUAAUUGCAAUUUCUAUUUUGUAACAAGAAGAGAAAAGGCAAAAAGCAGCGUCAUCAUCAAACCAGAAUGCGAUACGGACUGACUCUGACCUGACAAGCUGACCUGACUCUGGAACACUCUGCGGAGUGUAUUGGAUGGUAACUCUCGUGCUUAGAGAUGACGAUUACCCUGAGAAUAAUAUAGUGCGGUGUAGAUUUAUUGGUGGUAGACAAGUGUGAGCAUAUUCUGUAUCAUGGAAAGACUGAUCAAAAAGUAAAAGUACCUAGUGAAGCUCGUCCUUUAACGCACGUUAAAGGUAAAGACCAACUGCAAAGAAAUUUAUCCUUGGCUAUAUUGGCUAUGACUAGUAUGUACUAUUAACGCAAAUGUGGUAAACUUGUUGGGCUUCUAAUAUUCUUAUAAACAGCCUUUAAAUAGCAGAAUGUUGCUGGGCAAGUUAGCACUUUUUAAUAAAAGCCUGAGGAGUGCAAGCAUGUGCAUACAAUGUCCAGCGAAGAAAAAUAGAAGACAGGUGGAGUGCCUCUACCAGCAAGCUGCUCUUAAAGAAGUACUGACACAAAAUUCUUUGGGCUGUUUUUUGCACUCAGCUACUGAUCCAGUAAUCAUGCUAAAGAAACUUGCUUGCUCCAGUGCCGAUAAUUAUAUGCUCGUAUCUCAC